CGCAGUGUCACCGUGAGUAAGACGAAGCCGCACUCUCAGGACGAGACGUGGCUGUCCCGGGGUCUCCGGCCUCCACCGCCCAGCCAUGUCCCUGGAGCAGAAAACCAUCCUACUGGAGGAAGACGAGGAGGAGGAGGAGGAAGAAGAAGAAACCUCCAACAGCCCCGGCACCGGGGACGACGACGGGGACCCGAAAAUCUGCCGCGCCUGCGGGGACAAGGCCACCGGCUACCACUUCAACGCCAUGACCUGCGAGGGCUGCAAAGGCUUCUUCAGGCGAGCCAUGAAGAGGAAUUUGCGCCUCAAUUGUCCUUUCCAGAAUUCCUGCGUCAUUAACCGAAACAACCGACGUCACUGCCAGGCCUGCCGACUGAAGAAGUGCCUGGACAUUGGGAUGAAGAAGGAAUUGAUCAUGUCGGACGAGGCGGUGAAGCUGCGGCGGACGCUCCUUAAGGAGAAGCAGAGAUUGGGGCCUUUGCCGGCCAUGUCCCCCACCCCCACCAUGACGGAGGAGCAGCGGUCGCUGGUCGAGCAGCUCGCCGAGGCGCAGAGGAAGACCUUCGACUCCGACUUCGUCUUUUUCAACAAUUUUCGGCCAGUCAGACGGCAAGUGGACCCCACAGACUUCUCUCAGGAUACCGGAUCCGGCGUCUUCUCCAUGUUACCUCACAUCUCCGACCUCGUCACCUAUAUGAUUGAGGGAGUCAUCGGCUUCGCCAAAAUCCUCCCUCAUUUCAGGUAA
Messenger RNA from Nanorana parkeri, 742 nucleotides. RefSeq names its product nuclear receptor subfamily 1 group I member 2-like. The transcript is spliced from 4 exons. The record is from RefSeq and is a predicted model, not a curated record. Gene Ontology annotation, biological process: cell differentiation; positive regulation of transcription by RNA polymerase II; negative regulation of transcription by RNA polymerase II. Bases 86 to 742 code for a protein of 218 amino acids. Lineage: Eukaryota; Metazoa; Chordata; Amphibia; Anura; Dicroglossidae. Gene Ontology annotation, molecular function: RNA polymerase II cis-regulatory region sequence-specific DNA binding; nuclear receptor activity; zinc ion binding.